AUGGCUUUUCACGAGAAUAGAAUCAUAAUAUCCACUCCCUUAACAGCAUCUGCUACAAUACAAAAUAGCUACGCAAGAAACUCACGAACAACUUCAAAUUUAUUUGUUAAAACCCUAUUUAAUAUUUUAGAAGAUGAAAAAUAUCAGAAUAUAAUUAAAUGGACAGAAAAGGGUGAUCGAUUUGUUGUAAUCGAUGCAGGAUUAUUCACUUCAGAUAUUUUACCUAUCCAUUUUAAUCAUUCAAAUUUUGCAAGUUUUGUAAGACAACUAAAUAAAUUUGGAUUUCAUAAGAUUAAAAAGACUCAAGAAGAACGAUUGAUGUGCAUCUAUGGAGAACAAAGCUGGGAGUUCAUUCAUCCAAACUUUAAGAAAAAUGAUAGAAUAUUAAUGGAAAAAAUAUCAAAGAAAAUUUCACGUACUAGUUCGAAGCAAGUGCCAGGUUCAGCAACAAACCAUAAGAAUAUUUCAGAAGUAGGUGUAAAAUCUGAAUCGACAGAAUUAUUUAUAGGUAAUUCACCUUUGUACGGCAAUGUAUCUAAUGAUAAUAGCAAAACUUUGCAUCAUGAAAGCCAAAACUAUAUUGAACCUAGUUUGGGAAUACAUAAAAGUAAGACUUUAGAUAAUAAUAAUGAUAGAAAAAAAAACCAUAAUAAUAGGAGUAAUUUUUCUACAUUAGACAAACCUUUUGUAAAAGUUAGCCGAGAGAAUCAAAUGGUAACAGAAAGCAACAACAGCUGUAAUAUAAAAGCAACAUCAAGUACUGAUAUUACCAAUAUUGUCACUUCUACUACAGACCACAUUGAAGAUUUUUUAUCUAUAAUUCAAGAUAAUAUCAAAAAUAGAUCAAGUAAAAGGGAUGAUAUCCUACAGGAAUUACAAACCAUCAAAGGUGACUUACGAAGGUUAUUUUCUAAAAUAGUAUUGUAUAAGCAAAGAACAGAUCAGCUACUUCUUUCUCUACUAGAAACGUAUUCCUCUGAACUUCAGAGUGCAAAUCAAACUUCAGUUAGCAGAGCUACGACUCUUGAUGAAACUAUUUUAUCCACACAUACAAAAAAUAUUAAAAUUCAAAAAGUUUCCAAGCAACCCUGGGCAAGAAAUGUAAAAGUAAAUACCUUGGACAAUGCAAACUAUACUGAUGAUCCAGAAACGUAUUUAAACAAUCCAGUAUUGGAGAAUAAUUCAAAGGAUUUAGUGGCUUCAGGGAAAUUUCAACUCCAUAGAGAUGAGACCUCCAAUAAAACUUCUGUGGUUUUACUUGGUGAUAAUGGUAACUCUACAUAUAUGUUACCAUCUGUUUUGAAUCUAGAUACUAUUUCCCAUUUAUUGGACAAAGGCAUGAAAAAUCAACUUAAUUUAUCCAAUAAUGUAAACCAAUUUGAAUUCUCAAAUGACUAUAAAGCCAAUGAAUAUCUUGAAAAUUCCAAAACGGAUUAUAUCAAAGAGGCAAAUGUAUCAUUAUAUGAUAAGGGUUUCCAUAUUCUGAUAAUUGACGCUGAUCCGAUGUUUAUAGAACGUUGCAAGACUGUAUUAGAGCAGUAUAGAAUAACAGUAGAUAUUAUGCAAGACUGGCCCAAAACAAAAGAAAAAAUCCUGAAUAAAUGUUAUGAUUUAGUAAUUAUUGAUGCACACGUGAAGUUUUUAAAUGUACCAAUUUUAGAAAGUAUGUUGUCUUCAAUUCAAUAUCACCCACCAAUUAUAUUGAUGACAUCUUCAUUAAAUGAUCAACAGUUGAUAUUUUACUUGCAACAUGGAAUUAACAGCAUAUUAGAAAAACCAUUUCAUUCACAUAAGCUACUGAAAUUUCUUGUAAAUCUCUUAAAAGAUAAAAUAUCAAUUAGCUAUUCAAAAAAUAAUUCCGAAAUUCGAUUUAAAAGUUCAUCUACAAAUAAGAACAAAGCAUAUGAACCCCUUCCAUUAAGUAUAACACAUGCAUCAGAACUAACCUUUCAGAAGGGAAAUAUAUUAUAUAUGCAGAAUGGUAAUUAUCCGAAGGCAAUGAGGAACCCUAUUCUUUUAUCAUCAAAACGAAAUAAAUCUUUUAAUUCUAUGAAAUUAAAAACGUUCCAAUACAAACCAUCAGAAUUUAACAAGCAUGGGACCGAGUUUAUUCAUAAGACGCUACCAUGUACACCAACAACAAAUUCAUCUACAAGAAGGCUGCACAACACAAUUUCACAAGCUAAAACAAUUAGUAAUCAAGAAAAUGCUAAGAAUAAUAAUGCAAUGCUCCCUUCACCACCACAGUCACAACUACGUGGAAUUGCAGUCAGAGAUAAUAGUGCAAACCAGACAAUACAGCUACCUUCUCAGCCAUGUUUUUCUUCUGAUAAAGUUGUCAUUUCAAAAGAUGUGCAUUCCAAUGAUAGUUCUUAA
This is a messenger RNA of Henningerozyma blattae CBS 6284, 2376 nucleotides long. RefSeq lists its product as uncharacterized. The record is from RefSeq and is a predicted model, not a curated record. The transcript has a single exon. Bases 1 to 2376 code for a protein of 791 amino acids. Gene Ontology annotation, molecular function: sequence-specific DNA binding; DNA-binding transcription factor activity. Gene Ontology annotation, biological process: regulation of DNA-templated transcription; phosphorelay signal transduction system. NCBI's taxonomy places the organism in Eukaryota, Fungi, Ascomycota, Saccharomycetes, Saccharomycetales, Saccharomycetaceae.